This is a messenger RNA of Sycon ciliatum, 2799 nucleotides long. RefSeq lists its product as uncharacterized. The coding region runs from base 165 to 1106 and encodes 313 amino acids. Gene Ontology annotation, cellular component: Smc5-Smc6 complex; nucleus. Gene Ontology annotation, biological process: DNA repair. The record is from RefSeq and is a predicted model, not a curated record. The transcript has a single exon. NCBI's taxonomy places the organism in Eukaryota, Metazoa, Porifera, Calcarea, Leucosolenida, Sycettidae.
AUUACUAUUACUUCAAGUAUUAGUCUCUGAAGGGUCUUCUGAUACUAGCAAUGGAAAUGCAGAUGUAAUGUGGAAAUUUUAGUCUCGAAUGCUUCAGUUGUCUCGCGUCACCCGUGCUCGUUGGUCCGAGCUUGUUGAUCGCUACUCGUCCAGUAAGCAGACCAAUGGAUGACCUUCCAGAAAGUCCGAGUGUGCCACAAUACGAUAACACUCUCCGGAAAGAAAUCCGACAGGACUACCGAGCGUUGCAAAGCGACGUACACCGCCACAGACAUGAGCUGGUGCAGUCGGGCAACGUUGGCCUUAUUCGCGUGCUCGACAAGGCUGGCGGACUUUUCACGGACGUAGAAGCGCCGCUCGAGGCAGUGCUCGACUCCAAAAUCCUGAGAUCGGUUGCCUCGAUGGGCGUGGAGCAGGCGAGGAACGUGAAUGCCAGUCGCAUAGUGUUUAACCUUCAGGACAUGGCCAAGAAAUGUGUGGGUGUGAUGAAUGGAGCUUUGCGAAAUCUGGACACUGACGAUGACUCCGAUGCCAAUCGGUACCGGCUGGCCAAGCUGGACUGGUCGAAGCUGGCGGAUGUGUGCGCUCCUUGCCUAGUUCGCCGUACGCCUUCUGCUACGUUUAUGUAUGGUCCUUUGACAAUACAGGCCAAAGAACGCAGACAAGGCCAAAAACGUCCUGCUGACAAGACCAAUGAGAAAGUCAUGCCAACACAAGUUGAAUCUGCGAACCAGCAUCAUGAGGAAACCACAGAAGAAGUAGAGAGAGUUGCCAGAGUGUUGAAAGACGUGUUCGAACGCAAUCCGAGCUAUGAGGCGAUACCUUACUUUGACUUUGUGCUGAAUCCCGAUUCAUUCUCACAAUCCGUGGAAAAUAUCUUCCACACAGCAUUUCUUGUGAAGGACAAUAUAGCCUUCAUCAAGUUUAGUGAUCAGUUCAAUGAGCCCUAUAUUGGCCUGACGACGCGCGAGGAUGCAAAUUCCCAGGCUGGUAUCCGUAGGCAAUUUAUCGUGGAGCUGGAUAUGCAGCUGUGGACGAACCUUGUUGAAGUCUAUGAGAUCAUUGAGCCUUGUAUACCGACCAGGUCCGGCGGUCCCGACACUUAGUGCGAAUCAUUGCCUUUGGACUGACUAUCUCUAUGAUACUUACUUCAGUACAUGUACCUGGACUGAGUAGUCUGACAACCAAGGCGCCUAUGAUCCAUGCCGUGACUACCGUGACAAUGGCUACCGGUCAGCAAGCCUAUUAUACCAGUAGUGCAUCUAGACGAUCAGCAUGCCGAUGAGAAAGCCACCCAGUGUGCAUCUAGACGAUCAGCAUGCCGAGGAGAAAGCCACCUGUGCAUCUACAAAACACGCACUGGUAAGUUACUGUGUGUCACCAUGCAAAGAAAGUACGGCUUUUCAUUUUGCAAGACACAGUGAUAUAGAUGCAGAUAAAGGCUGGCAACGAGAGGUAGCAGUCAAGCAGCUUUCCAGUAUCAUGAUAGGCUUUGAAAAAGUCAUGUUUCUCUUCCAGAAGGAAACACGGUUGCUCACUAGUGACUACCAAGUUGAAGUACCAACGUUCAACAUAUUAUCCUGAUGCUUCCCUAGACACAAUGAUCAGUGCAUCUGGAUACUCAGGUACUGCUCAGGUACAUGUACUAAGUCUAAAGUAAAUGUUGUUCACCAAACUCUGCCUAUAACUAUAGUACACGCCACAUGGUAGUGUAAGCAUUCCAGUCAGGAACGAUGCUGAGCUUGUGCUGUAGCAUCAUUUGCCAAUGCCUUUGCUGUACACUCUCAGUCAUCCAAGCCUUGCUAUUACCAACAUCACGCACAUGCACACGGACACACACACGGACACACACACACGGACACACACACGGACACACACACACACACACACACACACACACACGGGCAAGCCCACUUUGGCACAGCUGCUUCAGUACUCCAGCCGAUCACGCCGGCCACAGAGAGAGAGAAAGAGAGAGAGAGAGAGAGAGAGAGAGAGAGAGAGAGAGAGAGAGAGAGAGAAGAGAGAAGAGAGAAGAGAGAGAGAGAGAGGCUGUUUUGUGUGCAGAGUAUUUAUUACCCUUUCAUGUGGCUUUAUGGUAGCAUGUACCAACAAGACCUGCAAUAUGACUCUGUAGCCGACAGCCAAAUCAUGCGCUCAUUUGCCAGUCACUAAGUCUCUGCUUGUAGCCGCGGUUUGCAUACCUCAGCAGUAAAUCUCCCAGAGUUAUUUGAGCCUGGUAAAGUCGUGGCUAUUCCUCAUUUUUGACGCGUCCAAUACAAUUAUGCACCACAUGGCACACUAGGGAACGUAGACAGCCACGGGUACAACCAUAUUGAGUUGAUGCAUACACUCACUGCAGAUAUUCACCAACGCCAUCCCGGGUCUCGUCCAAUAUUUGUUUACAACGUAAUUUUUUAUCAUGCCAUCUGCCGUAUGCACAUUUUUAGGAGGAUGUUCAUUGUUGUAGUAUAAGUGGUAGAUCUACUAGUAUUGCCCGUCUAGGAUCUAACAGGCAGUUUCUCUCGCUGCUUGCCGUAUGCACAAUUAUAUAGCUGGCACAUGGUAGUAUCUCCUACAGUGCGGAUGUGCGAGCUCUACUUUUUAUUGUUUACCACGUGCAUGUUCACUAUGGGACUAUGUGUGCAUGUAUCAUUUUGUUUGAAUUAUAAUCUCCAAUGGACGCUAUCCUUAUUUUCCAAGACAGCCGUGCCAUGCGCCUGUAUGCGUGCUAGGUGCUCAGUUAAUUUGAUUGUGUCUGGGUGUCAUUCUGGCUACACACUACUACACGUGACAGCU